AUGCCGCCCGUAGCCAAGAAGUUGUAUUGGCUAGCCUCCACCUGUGCAAAAAGACCUGUACCAGGGUUUCCAGUGUCUUUUAUGCCGAAGUUUGUCUUCCUCCUGACUGGCCUGACAUUUGGACCUUCCCUGGCAAAGGCCAGGCAAUCUCCAUUAGUGGACAUUUUAAUGGGGAGGGAAAGAAAAAGAAGAAAGAAAGAAAGGAAGGAAGGAAGGAAGGAAGGAAGGAAGGAAGGAUGUGUGCAUAUGAAGAUUGAAGAAAAAAUUGCAUUGACCUGUGGACGAGAUGGAGGCUUACAGAACAUGGAGUUACAUGGCAUGAUCAUGCUGAGAAUCUCAGAUGACAAAUUUGGUCGGAUUCGUCUACACGUGGAAAAUGACGACAAGAAGGGAGUACAGCUACAAACCCACCCAAAUGUGGACAAAAAACUGUUUACUGCAGAGUCUCUAAUUGGCUUGAAGAACCCUGAGAAGUCAUUCCCAGUCAACAGUGAUGUUGGAGUUCUAAAGUGGAGGCUACAGACCACAGAGGAAUCUUUCAUUCCAUUGACAAUUAACUGCUGGCCCUCUGAGAGUGGAAACGGCUGUGAUGUCAACAUAGAGUAUGAGCUGCAAGAAGAGAACUUGGAACUGAAUGAUGUAAUCAUCACCAUCCCACUCCCGUCUGGAGUUGGUGCCCCUGUAAUUGGUGAGAUUGAUGGUGAAUAUCGCCAUGACAGUCGACGAAACACCUUGGAGUGGUGCCUGCCAGUGAUUGAUGCCAAAAACAAGAGUGGCAGCCUAGAAUUUAGCAUUGCUGGGCAGCCUAAUGACUUCUUUCCCGUGCAAGUCUCCUUCAUCUCCAAAAAGAACUAUUGCAACAUACAGGUUACCAAAGUGACCCAAGUAGACGGGAAUAGUCCUGUAAGGUUUUCCACGGAGACCACCUUCCUUGUGGAUAAAUAUGAAAUCCUGUAAAACCAAGAGAAGGGAACCGAAAAGGAAGAUUUUUAAAUAAAAGAAGAAACCCACAAUGGCUAAAGAGUUUUUUCCAAAUCUGCAAGCCACUGGAAAUCUUUUUUUCUGAUAAGACGCACGAUUCUAUAUGCGCAAGGACCCUCAACUCAUCCCCAGUUCCAGGGUCUCAGAGACAUUCUUUGGCAAAGAAUUGACAAAAGCUUAAGGGGGAAAAGGCUGCUGACUUCUUUGGCAGAUCUCUCUGGCCAGCAGGAAAGCAGGCUCCCCAGAGAACACCACCACUGGUUAAAUAUCUUCCAUGCUCCACCCCUCAUUCCCUAAUGCAGUUGCACCUCAUACUUUCUUUGUUUAAAGGUUUUCUCUGCAUAUAGAGAUUUUACUCUUUUUCGAUCCCUUUUACUCCCAGCCUUCUUUUUGGUCACUUCAGUCAGGCACUGGGAUCUUUUUGUACAUAAGCACUGCAUUUAUUUGUCACUCCUUGUAAGUGAAGGUUUUGAUUUUUAUAAUGGGGUUCUGGAGUGAAAACACAAAGAAUGUCUUCUAUCCCUGUUCCAUUUUCCUUCACCCUCCCUACCACACCUCCCCCUACUUCUCUACUCAGCACACUCCCAAGAUGUCCUUCAUUCAGGCUGAUACCCAAGAAUAUUGCUGAGAAUUGAAUUUGAAGUCAAGAAUAGGUGGUAGCUGCCUUCUUUUUGGGACUAAGUGGCAGCUCUCUUGUGGUCUCAUGAUCUUCACUUGGGAAAGAAUAGGAAACCUGUUAGAAUGAUGCUGCUCCUGGGGCCCCAAAUUAGAGCUUAUCCAUCCAUAGAUAUAAUCAUGUCUGUUGCCAAGGUUCCCUUGCAGUUAUCCCAUUUGAGGCACUCUGGCUUUAAGGUUUAAGUUUCAUACUUUUAGAAUCUUUGUGAUCCAUUUAAAAUCCUGUAACCACCACCUUCCUCCUGGCCAUUCUGAAUGUUGUGUCUGUCCUCAGAAUCCUAGACAGGAAUAGAACAGUGGUUUUUUGAAUCUGAAUUAAUUGAAUCUCAACUAUCUUGUUGACCUAUAACAUUAAAGGGAUUUCCCCUUGCUACCAAGUUUUAGGUCUUUAAUAAGCAGAUGGAAAUUUCUCAUGGUAUGUCCUGGAAUGGGGCCAUUUUCUGCCUUGUGACACUUUCCAUCUAGAUUAAAAAAAAAAACACUUAUUGAAAAGCCCACUUUUCCUCUUCCUUUUUUAAUCCUUUUCUUCCCAGUAGCAUCAGGUGCUGGUUUGUUUUCCAUGUCAGUUUACCUACGGUAAGAAAAAAAACUCAAGAGAAAAACCAGUAAGAAAAAAAGCCAGCAGAGCUUGGAUUUGUGUCCACUGAACUCGAUAAGGGUUGCUUCAGUAAAUGCAUCCCUGUGCUGCUGCAACCACUGGCAGAGGGGACAAGCAAACAACUCAUGGAUAAAAAUACUCAUGCACCUUUAGCCAAUGAAAGAACCCUGCUCUCUCCCUUGUAGAGAGUGUGCUUGAAGCAGUCCAUACUUUUAUAAAGGGCCUUGGGAUUGUCUUCCAAGGAAGUUCCUGCCUCCUCCUCCCCUUUUUUUCCUUUUUUUUUUUUUUUCCUCUUAACUGCAUCAGGGAGGAAUCUUCAUCUCCAGCUUGGUUUCCAUGUGAGGGUUUUUGAGGGAGGGGGCCAGGGAUAAGAAAUUUGUCAUGUAGUUAAGUAGGUGAGAAAUAUUAUUAAUCCAAUUUUGUUCAAGAGAUGCUUGUCCGUAUGAUUUAAAAAAACAGUCAAGUUUAGUUUCACAGGAACUUUUUUUUUUUUUUUGAAAUUACUUUUGGGGUAAUAUUUAAAAUGAAAGAAGUUUUGUAACCCUGUAAAAUAAUUACAUAGGGAAUAUAACAUUCCAGUGUACACAAAGAAUACAAAUUCUUUAAUCAAAUAAAGAGUAUUAUAAAAUCA
Messenger RNA from Gracilinanus agilis (Agile Gracile Mouse Opossum), 2885 nucleotides. RefSeq names its product archain 1 (gene ARCN1). The transcript is spliced from 8 exons. The record is from RefSeq and is a predicted model, not a curated record. Bases 1 to 957 code for a protein of 318 amino acids. Gene Ontology annotation, cellular component: cytosol; COPI vesicle coat. NCBI's taxonomy places the organism in Eukaryota, Metazoa, Chordata, Mammalia, Didelphimorphia, Didelphidae. Gene Ontology annotation, biological process: Golgi localization; retrograde vesicle-mediated transport, Golgi to endoplasmic reticulum; endoplasmic reticulum to Golgi vesicle-mediated transport.